This is a messenger RNA of Bactrocera neohumeralis, 585 nucleotides long. It is a transcript of the gene Ccp84Ae, whose product is annotated as larval cuticle protein A2B. The record is from RefSeq and is a predicted model, not a curated record. Gene Ontology annotation, cellular component: extracellular matrix. The transcript is spliced from 2 exons. The coding region runs from base 36 to 497 and encodes 153 amino acids. Lineage: Eukaryota; Metazoa; Arthropoda; Insecta; Diptera; Tephritidae.
UUUCAUACGGACAGAACAAAAUAAUCCAAAACAAAAUGGCCAUCAAGUUGGUGAUCGCUCUCGCUCUUUUCGCUGUUGUCAACGCCGGUGUUGUGGUGCCCGCUGCCGCCCCCGUUGCUGUUGCGCCCGCCGCCGUUGCUGUCGAGGAAUAUGACCCACAUCCACAAUACAAAUACGGUUACGAUGUGCAAGACACACUGUCUGGCGAUUCCAAAGGCCAUGUGGAGGAACGUGAUGGCGAUGUUGUGCGUGGCGAAUACUCUCUGAUCGAUUCCGAUGGCUUCAGACGCGUUGUCACCUACACCGCCGAUCCCAUCAACGGUUUCAAUGCCGUUGUACGUCGUGAACCCUUGGUUGCCCCCGUCGUUGCUGCUGCUCCCGUUGUGAAAGCUGCUCCAGUCGUAGCUGCCCCAGUUGCCGCUGCACCAGUGGUUAGAGCCGCCCCAUUGGCCGCCGCAGCCCCAGUUGUGCCAGCUUUUACCUACAGCCGUUUGUAAAAUGUCGGACUUUAUGUUGUGAAUAUUGUUGUAUUACUUUUGGAUUAAUUAGCUACUGUACGAAAAAAAUGUGAUCUAAAUAUAAAUU